UCAUCUGCACAAUGAAGAAGGGGGUUCAGCCGGCGCUUGGUGCAAUGUCAUUAUUCCGCUGCUAAAAUUUAAAGAUCAAAACCCCGUACUUCACACCAGCCGCGUAUGAGCGACAGCCACGCGAAGCUGCAUUCGGAUGGUUUUUGGUCGAGAUAAAAGUCUAAUGUUAUCGGGCGCUAACAGUAAAAAGGGAUUUUUUUUCAACGCGGACUGGAAAAGACAUCCCAUGAAGUUCAAUAGACUAACCGCACAUCUUUAAGGUUCUGUAGGUUUGGCUCCUGUCUGUCACAGUGCUAACAGGAUGGCUGUGCUGAGGCAGUUUGGGCUGCUGCUCUGGAAGAACUACAUUCAGCAGAAGCGACAGAUCCUCGUGACGCUGGUGGAGAUCGCCCUGCCGCUGCUCUUCUCCGCCAUCCUCAUCGUGCUGCGGCAGAAGGUCCCCUUCACCAACUACCCCAACGCCACCGUGUACGACAGCUUCCCCGUGGAGCAGCUGCCCUUCCCGCUGAGCUUCGGCCGCUUCCAGCUGGCCUACGUCCCCGCCAACGCCAGCGCGGUGCGGCGGGUGGCCGAGGACGUGCAGCGCAGCCUGGGCCUCAAGGCCAUCAGCUCAGUUCGUGGCUUUGAGACGGAGGAGAAGUUUGAGCAGUUUGUGCGGACGGACCCACAGUCGGGAAACGUACUGGCCGCCGUGGUGUUUCAGCAUGCGUUUGCCCGUGACGACGAGCCGCUUCCCCUGCAGGUGAAGUACCACCUGCGCUUUAAGUACAGCCCGCGGAACGCCCCGUCGAAGGAGAGGUCCGAGCUGAACCCCAACAACGACCUGGACUGGCACACGCUCAGCCUCUUCCCCCUCUUCCAGCUGCCGGGACCCCGGGAGCAGCACGACCCCCGCGGGGGCACGCCAGGAUACUUCCGAGAGGGCUUCCUGGCGGUCCAGCACGCGGUGAACCGGGCCAUCAUGCGGGCCUACAACCGCACGGCGGCGGCGGCGCUGCUGGGCCGGACCCGGGUGGUUCUGUCCCGCUUCCCCUACCCGCCCUUCAUCUACGACGUCUUCAUCCUGGCCAUCCAGAACCAGCUGCCCCUGCUGCUGGUUCUCAGCUUCACCUACACCUCCCUGAACAUCGCCCGCGCCGUGGUGCAGGAGAAGGAGAGGAAGCUCAAGGAGUACAUGCGCAUGAUGGGCCUCAGCAACUGGCUGCACUGGAGUGCCUGGUUCCUCAUGUUCUUCCUCUUCCUCUCCGUCUCCAUCUUCUUUGUCACGCUGCUUUUCUGCAUCAAGGUGAGCCCCAACGGCGCUGUGCUGACCUACAGUGACCCCACGCUGGUGUUUGUCUUCCUGCUCACCUUUGCUGUGUCCACCAUCAACUUCAGCUUCAUGAUCAGCGCCUUCUUCUCUCGAGCCAACGUGGCAGCCGCGGCGGGCGGCUUCAUCUACUUCCUGAGCUAUAUCCCGUACGUCUUCCUGUGGCCGCGCUACGACCUGCUGUCCCACGCGCAGAAGGUGUCCGCCUGCCUCGUCUCCAACGUGGCCAUGGCCAUGGGCGCCCAGCUGGUGGGCAUGUUCGAGGGGAAAGGUACGGGUAUCCAGUGGAGUAACCUGUUUGAGCCGGUGACGGUGGACGAUGACUUCUCUCUGGCCCAGGUGAUGGGGCUGCUGCUGUUUGAUGCUCUGCUGUACGGCCUGGUUGCCUGGUACAUGGAGGCGGUGUUCCCUGGGGAGUACGGCGUUCCCCUGCCCUGGUACUUCUUCCUGCUGCCCUCGUACUGGUGCAGCAGCCCGCGCGUGGCCCUGCUGAAGGAGAAGGAGGAAGAGGAGGAUGCGGAGAAGGCGCUGAAGGGCGAGUUUAUCGAGGAAGAGCCGGCAGGGCUGGUCUCAGGGAUUAAGAUCAAACACCUGUCCAAGGUGUUCAAAGUUGGCAAUAAGACCCGAGAGGCUGUGAGAGACCUGACCCUGAACAUGUUCGAGGGCCAGAUCACCGUGCUGCUCGGGCAUAACGGGGCUGGCAAGACCACCACCCUGUCCAUGCUGACCGGCCUUUUCCCUCCCAGCGAUGGUCGCGCCUACAUCAACGGCUACGACAUCUCACAGGACAUGGCCCUGAUUCGCCGCAGCCUGGGCCUCUGCCCGCAGCACGACGUGCUCUUUGACAACCUGACCGUCAGCGAGCACCUGCUCUUCUACGCACAGCUGAAGGGGUACCCCCGGGAGAAGAUUCCGGAAGAGGUGAACCGCAUCAUCCGCAUGCUGAACCUGGAGGACAAGCGGCACGCCCGCUCCAAGACGCUGUCGGGCGGCAUGAAACGCAAGCUGUCCAUCGGCAUCGCCCUCAUCGGCGACUCCAAGGUGGUGAUGCUGGACGAGCCCACGUCGGGCAUGGACCCCUCGGCCCGCCGCGCCACCUGGGACCUGCUGCAGGGGCAGAAGCGCGGCCGCACCAUCCUGCUCACCACCCACUUCAUGGACGAGGCCGACUUGCUGGGGGACCGCAUCGCCAUCAUGGCCGGGGGCGAGCUGCAGUGCUGCGGGUCGCCGCUCUUCCUCAAGAGCAAAUACGGCGCGGGGUACCACAUGGUGAUCGUGAAGGACGCGCUGUGCAACGUGUCGGAGAUCACGCGGCUCGUCCACAUGUACGUGCCCAGCGCCUCGCUGGAGAGCAGCGCGGGAGCAGAGCUGUCCUACAUCCUGCCCAAGGAGAGCACCAGCCGGUUCGAGCUGCUGUUUGCGGAGCUGGAGAUGAACAGAGAGGAGUUGGGUAUUGCCAGCUACGGAGCCUCCGUCACCACAAUGGAGGAAGUGUUCCUCAGGGUGGGGAAGCUGGUGGACUCCAGCCUGGACAUCCAGGCCAUCCAGCUGCCGGCACUGCAGUACCAGCAUGAGCGCAGGUCACAUGACUGGAGCGUGGACGACGCCAGCAGCAUCAGCGGCAUGACGGACGUGACGGACUUCACUGACAGCGGCACGCUCAUCUCCGAGGACUGCUCCAACAUCAAGCUCAACACGGGGGCCAGGCUGUACAUGCAGCAGUUCUACGCCAUGUUCCUGAAGAGGGCGCUGUACAGCUGGCGGAACUGGAAGGUGAUGGUGGCGCAGUUCCUGGUGCCGCUCAUCUUCACCGUCCUGGCACUGGUGGUGGCGCGUACCUUCCCCGGGCACCGCGACCUGCCCGCCCUCUCCCUGGCGCUGAGCCGCUACGGCCCCACCAGCGUGCCCGUGGCCCUGGCGCCCGGAUCCGGGCCCCUGGCCGCCGCCCUGAGCGCCAGCUACGGCUCGCAGCUACCCGAGCAGAAGGCUCAGCCAGAGAACAUCACCGACCUUCCCAAAUACGUGCUGCUCAUGUCCGAGGAAGAGGGCGGGGCCUUCAACGAGCACUGCGUGGUGGGCGCGGCCUUCCGGGGCCACCUGCGGGCCUUCGCCGAGGCCACCGCCUACUUCAACAACCAGGGCUACCACACGCCGGCCACCGCCCUGCUGCUGGUGGACAACGCCCUCUACAGGCUGCUGGCGGGACCCAACGCCUCCAUCCAGGCUGCCAACGCCCCCAUGCCCCGCAACAUGUCAGAGGCUGCACAGAGUCAGCUCACAGAGGGUCAGACUGGCUUUGCUAUCGCCAUUAACCUGAUGUACGGCAUGGCGUCCCUCUCCAGCACCUUCGCGCUGCUGCUGGUGACCGAGCGCUCCCUCAAAUCCAAGCACGUGCAGCAGGUCAGCGGCGUCUACCUCUCCAACUUCUGGUUCUCGGCGCUGCUCUGGGACCUGGUCAACUUCCUGCUGCCCUGUGUGCUCAUGCUGGUGGUGUUCCGGGCGUUCGGGGUGAGGGCGUUCACGGAGGAUAACCACCUGGUGGACGUGCUGCUGAUGCUGCUGCUGUACGGCUGGGCCGUGGUGCCGCUCAUGUACCUGCUCAGCUUCCUGUUCUCCACCGCCGCUACCGCCUACACCCGCCUCACCGUCUUCAACAUCGUCAGCGGCACCGCCACCUUCCUCGCCGUCACCAUCAUGACCAUCCCCGAUCUGCACCUGCAGGACCUCUCACACCUCCUGGACAAGGUCUUCCUGCUGUUCCCCAACUACUGCCUGGGCAUGUCCUUCAGCCAGUUCUACCAGAACUCCGAGCUGAUCACCUUCUGCACCUCCAACCCCUUCGCCAAGUCCAUCUGCAAGUACUACAACAUCACGUACCAGGAGAACUACUUCUCCAUGGAGGAGCCCGGGGUGGGGCGCCUCCUGGUGGCCAUGGCCCUGCAGGGCGUGGUCUUCAUCGCGCUGCUCUUCAUCAUCGAGCUGCAGUGCGUCCGCACCCUCCGCCGCCUCCUCGGCGCCCUCUUCAGGAGAAGGAAGAAGGUGCCGCUGGUGGAGGACGCGGCACUGCAGCCGGAGGACAGGGACGUUGCGGAGGAGAGGAAGAGGGUGCUGGAGUGCCACCCGGCCGUGGAGUCCAUGGUGGGGAGUCCCCUCAUCCUGCAGGAGCUCAGCAAGGUGUACAGCAGCGGGGAGACUCUGCUGGCCGUGGACAGGUUGUCUCUGGCCGUGGGGAAAGGGGAGUGUUUCGGUCUGCUGGGCUUCAACGGGGCUGGGAAGACCACCACCUUCAAGAUGCUGACGGGGGACGAGACCGUGACGGGAGGGGACGCCUACAUCGAUGGCUACAGCAUACUGAGGGACAUCAAGAAGGUCCAGCAGCGGAUUGGCUACUGCCCGCAGUUCGACGCGCUGCUGGAUCACAUGACGGGGCGGGAGACGCUGAGCAUGUACGCCCGGCUCAGGGGCAUCCCGGAGAAGUACGUGGCGGGCUGCGUGGAGAACGUGCUGCGCUCCCUGCUGCUGGAGCCCCACGCCGACAAGCUGGUGCGAGGAUACAGCGGCGGGAACAAGCGUAAGCUGAGCGCGGGCAUUGCCCUGAUCGGCGGCCCGCCCGUCAUCUUCCUGGAUGAGCCAUCCACGGGCAUGGACCCGGUGGCACGGCGUCUGCUGUGGGAUGCAGUCACACGCACUCGGGAGUCCGGCAAGGCCAUCAUCAUCACCUCACACAGCAUGGAGGAGUGUGAGGCCCUGUGCACCCGACUCGCUGUCAUGGUAAACGGUCAGUUUAAGUGCCUGGGCAGCCCCCAGCACCUCAAGAGCAAGUUCGGCAGCGGCUACACCCUGCUGGCCAAGUUGCACACGGAGGCGGAGGAGGCCGACCUGCAGCUCUUCAAGGACUUCAUCGAGAGCACCUUCCCAGGAAGUAUGCUGAAGGAUGAACACCAGGGCAUGGUGCACUACCACCUGACUGACAAGACACUCACCUGGGCACAGGUUUUUGGGACCCUGGAGGGAGCCAAAGAGAAGUACGGGGUGGAGGACUACUGUGUGAGCCAGAUCUCUCUGGAGCAGGUGUUCCUGAGCUUCGCCCAGUUCCAGCACUGCGCCGAGGCCAGGCGGAAGUAGAGGGGGAGGCACGACAACCCCCCCCACGACCCCUCUGUACAGAUGCAGGCGUGGACUCUCCUCUGCAGAGUGCCAGGCAGCUAGGCCCCUCCUCAGGUCUCCACACACACACACACACACUCUCACACACACACACACACACACACACACGUAGAGUCAUCCACA
Megalops cyprinoides (Indo-Pacific tarpon) is the source of this 5599-nucleotide messenger RNA. RefSeq names its product ATP-binding cassette, sub-family A (ABC1), member 3b (gene abca3b). Gene Ontology annotation, molecular function: ATP binding; ABC-type transporter activity; lipid carrier activity. Lineage: Eukaryota; Metazoa; Chordata; Actinopteri; Elopiformes; Megalopidae. The record is from RefSeq and is a predicted model, not a curated record. The transcript has 31 exons. Gene Ontology annotation, biological process: transmembrane transport; lipid transport. Bases 302 to 5434 code for a protein of 1710 amino acids. Gene Ontology annotation, cellular component: intracellular membrane-bounded organelle; membrane.